CAGUCCAGAGACAUACUCAGUUGGAACAGUUGAUCAAAAUGAGGGCUGCCGUUUUAAUCAUUUUAGCAAUCGCCUUAACGGCACUAGUAGAAUCGUCUCCAGGUAUAGGAGACACGAGGCGACCCGCCCCUUAUGUCAAUCGUCUGCCACCACCAAAACCACGGUUUCGAAGAUCAGCUGAUCCGGAACCCCAAGGAUCCGUAAGGGCCACUUGGCAGAAGAAUCUCGAUGGUCCAGAACGUCGACCUUCUUACAACGUCGAUUAUCAGCAGAAGCUCUUCGAGAACAAACAUGGUUCGAUAAGCGCAACAGGGGGAGCUCAGAAGUACCCAGGUCAAAGGUGGGAACCAACUGUCGGACUACAAGGAUCCUUCCGAUUUCGUAGAUCGCCGGAACCGCAGCCGGAACCUCAAGGAUCUGUGAGCGUUACAGCGCAAAAGAAUCUCAGUGGUCCAGAACGCCGACCUUCUUACAACGUCGACUACCAGCACAAGCUUUUUGAGAAUAAGCAUGGUUCGAUCAGCGCCACAGCAGGAGCUCAGAAGAAUCCAGGACAGAGAGUGCAACCUACUGUUGGAGUACAAGGGUCCUUCCGAUUCCGUAGAUCGCCGGAACCACAGCCGGAACCUCAAGGAUCUGUGAGCGUUACAGCGCAAAAGAAUCUCAGUGGUCCAGAACGCCGACCUUCUUACAACGUCGAUUACCAGCACAAGCUUUUUGAGAAUAAACAUGGUUCGAUCAGCGCGACAGGCGGAGCUCAGAAGUACCCGGGCCAAAGGUGGGAACCAACUGUUGGAGUACAAGGAUCUUUCCGAUUCCGUAGAUCGCCGGAACCACAGCCGGAACCCCAAGGAUCCGUACGUGCCACUUGGCAGAAGAAUCUCAGUGGUCCAGAACGCCGACCUUCUUACAACGUCGAUUACCAGCACAAGCUUUUUGAGAAUAAACAUGGUUCGAUCAGCGCGACAGGCGGAGCUCAGAAGUACCCGGGCCAAAGGUGGGAACCAACUGUUGGAGUACAAGGAUCUUUCCGAUUCCGUAGAUCGCCGGAACCACAGCCGGAACCCCAAGGAUCCGUACGUGCCACUUGGCAGAAGAAUCUCAGUGGUCCAGAACGCCGACCUUCUUACAACGUCGAUUACCAGCACAAGCUUUUUGAGAAUAAACAUGGUUCGAUCAGCGCGACAGGCGGAGCUCAGAAGUACCCGGGCCAAAGGUGGGAACCAACUGUUGGAAUACAAGGAUCAUUCCGGUUCCGGAGAGCAGCGGAGUCAGAAUCCGAAGAAAAGAUCGUUCAACAAAAUUAAAAUUGAGUCGUUUAUGUCCAAUUGACUUAUACUUGUCUUAUGUAUAUUUGCCACUUUACCACCAAAUUUCAUUCAAAUUACCUAAUAUAUGUUUGAAUAAAUAAUACUUGAUUUCUUCUCUAUAAAAUAA
This is a messenger RNA of Neodiprion virginianus, 1437 nucleotides long. RefSeq lists its product as uncharacterized. The coding region runs from base 39 to 1307 and encodes 422 amino acids. Lineage: Eukaryota; Metazoa; Arthropoda; Insecta; Hymenoptera; Diprionidae. The record is from RefSeq and is a predicted model, not a curated record. The transcript has 3 exons.